This is a messenger RNA of Zychaea mexicana, 1292 nucleotides long. RefSeq lists its product as uncharacterized. The transcript is spliced from 6 exons. NCBI's taxonomy places the organism in Eukaryota, Fungi, Mucoromycota, Mucoromycetes, Mucorales, Lichtheimiaceae. The record is from RefSeq and is a predicted model, not a curated record. The coding region runs from base 81 to 1142 and encodes 353 amino acids.
AUCGCACACGCGUCGUUGCCUAAUUGCUGUUGCUGCUGCUGCUGCUGCUGCUAGUGUAUGGAUUCCACAAGGUCAACGAUAUGAUACAUUCAAACCUAACAACAGAAAGCCAGAACUGGGAAUUUAAACAUCCUCAUUUCCGGCGAGGUGCCAUUGAAGACCUCAAAAAUAUAAAACGAAAAAGUGCCAAAUCCCGUCAUCAUUUGCAGCAUCGCCCGCCGCUAUCAGCUUUUCCGAACGAAGGAGAUGAAUUUCUCUACGGACCCAUGUACAAACAUAUCUUGGACAUGGAGGAGCGUUUACAUAGCAUGACCAAGGCGUACGAGGUGCUUCAUGUCCAAACUGCGUCUCUACGGAGUCUGCUAAGUGGACAACAAGAGAUAAUUUCUCAUAUAGCCGAAAUAAUUAUAGCGGCAUCACGCGAAUCUUCAGCUGAGUUAUUUCAGAACGUCAACUUGGAUGGAUUGAAACAACAAGUUGUCCGUUUGCAAGAUUUAUCAUCAUCACUGUUACCGAACGAUUAUUCCAGGGAAGGAUCCCAAGAACUGUCCUUUUCGAAUUCACCGUCGAUUAUAUCCUCAUCGUCUCGGCCGCAAAAGCAGCAACAACAGCAGCAAUCUUCUGGAUUCCCGUCUGCAUCACCAGUGACACCAAUACAAGUACAAUCCAAUAAUCCUGGAAUCUCUUCAUCUCCAUCUUCUUCGCAGCAACAGCAACAACAACAACAACAACGACAACAAAUAGUACCGCCGGCACCACAACCACCACGGCUACCAUCCAUAAACACAUUCAGUGCCAACUUUUCCACCACAACACUUCGACCUCCUGUCGGUUACGGUGGUUGUGGUGGUGGUGGCAGCAGCAGCAGCAGUAGUAGCAAUACUGCUGCUGUAGAUGAGAGCAAUAAAAGUGGAUCCACGUCACCGCUGCUGGACGGCUUUGCCAGGAGAAGCUCUGAGCAUUCUGGAGUGCGACGUGCAUCAGAUGAGCAGAGAGGAGAUCCUGCUCCCGCUCAUCCAAUAACAACAUUGUUGAGUCUUGGGACGCAUUCGCAGCUGUUGAAUCCGGUACCAGAUAACGAGGAAGAAGAUGUGGACAUGAUACAGAAGCGUGGGAAGCGUUUACGACCCAAUGAAUUAUGAUGCGUACUAAACGAUACGGAAAAGAAAAAAAAAAGCAAACGCAGACAUAAUAUGCUUUGACACACACACACACACACACACACACGCAAGAAAAAUCACCGUUCCUUAAAUAUAUACAUAAGCUGAGCAUCUACUAAUGGAAGUAUGUAC